GUACACCCUAGGGCUGUUAUUCUCGUCUUCUCCCCGAUGAUUUAAGUCAAGCCACCGGGAACCCUUAUACACCCGGAUCGACGACGAGCGCAUCCGUCGAGAACCCCCACACAUUGCCCGACAACAACGCCCGCAGAUGACGCCCCCGAGAACCGCGACAUAGACACCGAUUUACCUUUCCCCUGCCCGGGUUACGGCACCCCACAUUCAGGAUGUUGGAAGGCCUGGUCGCGGGGCUUCUGAACCGCUUCCUGGGCAUGUAUGUCAAGAACUUUGAUCCAACACAGCUCAAGGUUGGCAUUUGGUCUGGCGAUGUCAAGCUACGCGACCUCGAACUCCGCAGGGAGGCUCUCGACCAGCUGAAACUGCCUAUCAACGUGGUCGAGGGCCAUCUCGGCGAGCUUACACUGGUCAUUCCUUGGUCCAACCUGCGCGGCGCCCCGGUCAAGGUCUUCAUUGAGGACGUGUUCCUGCUUGCCUCCCCCAAGGAAGAGGCCGAGUACGACGAGGAGGAGGAAGACCGCCGGAAACAGAGGAUAAAGAUGGAAAAGCUUGACUCGGCCGAGUUGUUGAAGGAGAGAUCGCAGGAGGGCCUCAGCCCGGAGGAGCAGAAGCGUACCCAGAGUUUCACCGAGAGCCUGGUUACCAAAAUCGUCGACAACCUGCAGGUCACCGUGAAGAACAUCCACGUCCGAUACGAAGAUGCCAUCUCCGCGCCCGGCCAUCCUUUCGCCUUGGGCGUCACACUCGAGGAGUUUAGCGCUGUCAGCACCGAUGGCCAAUGGACACCCACGUUCAUCCAGGACUCGUCCAAGACAACCCACAAGCUUGCCACAUUGGAAUCCCUGGCUGUGUACUGGAACACUGAUACCAAGCUCAUGGGACCCGGCCGUGAGGCACGCACGCCGGGUGCCGAAGUGACGCCGCAUGACGAGAUGCUACAGAACUUCAAGACCAUGAUCGUGAGGAGCGACAACGACGUCUCUGCCGGCCAUCAAUUUAUCCUCAGGCCCGUCUCAGGCCAGGCUAAGAUUGAGCUCGACAAGACGGGAGAUCCGCAAGUCCCCAAGUUCAAGUCCAACCUGCUGUUCGACGAAAUCGGUUUGGUCCUAGACGACCAGCAGUACCGGGAUGCCUUGAUGAUGGUAGACCUGUUCCACUACUUCAUCCGCCACCAAGAGUACAAGAAGUACCAGCCGAAGGGGGUUACACCCAAGGAGGACCCGCGUGCGUGGCUCAAGUUCGCCGGCAAUGCCGUGCUAGGCAAGAUCCAUGAGCGCAACCGACGAUGGUCCUGGGACUACUUCCGAGAACGGAGGGACGACAGACAUCGAUAUAUCGAGCUGUUCAAGAAGAAGAAGCAGAACCAGCCGCUGACACCCCCUGAAAACGAUGACAUGAACAAGUUGGAGUGGAAGCUUGGCUACGAGGAUCUUCGAUUCUGGCGCUCCCUGGCCCGUAACCAGCUUAAGAAGGAAAAUGCCGAAGCCCUCAAGAAUCGCCCGCCGGCCCAAGAAGAGCAACAGCAGGGUUGGCUUUCUUGGGUAUGGGGGGCUAAGCCACAGAACACGGAGAAACAAGACGAGAUGGAGAAUACACGGAUCACAGAAGAGCAACGGAAAGAGCUUUACGAGGUCAUUGACUGGGACGAGAAGACCGCGCUAGCCGCCGCCGUCGAUGAGCCCCGGGACACUGUCAAGAUGCAGAUUGAGACUUCACUAAGCACGGGCAGCUUCACGCUCAAGCAGAGCCCCCACGGAGACGCAAGAGACCUCAUUAGCCUCCACUUCGACGUCUUCAAAGCCAAGGGCCUCCAACGCCCCGACUCUUUCCUCAUGGACCUCAGCCUGGGAGGCCUCCGCGUCAACGAUGGAACUACCCCGAGGAGCGUGUACAAGGAGAUUGUUCGCGUGAAGGAUGCGCCCACACAAAAGGCACAAAAGCGCUUGUCCAUUGCCGAACUCGCUCAGAUCAACGACGAGGCCUUCUUCCAGUUCCAGCUGGAGCAGAAUCCUUUGGAUGACCAAGCCGACAUUGCCGUAACCGCAAAGCUGAAGCCGCUCGAGAUCGUCUGGAAUCCGCAUGUUGUUGUCGGAGUUGCCGACUUCUUCCGCCCCCCAGAGCGUCACAUGGAGUCGAUCAAUGCCCUCAUGGAGACCGCGGGCGCAACCGUCGAAGGAUUCCGUGAGCAGACAAGGGCUGGUCUCCAGUUUGCCCUCGAGGAACACAAGACUGUCAAUGCCAAGCUGGAUUUGCAGGCGCCCCUCAUUAUCGUCCCAGAGACCAUCACGAGUCAGAGCACCGCUUGUGUGAUCCUCGACGCCGGCCACAUCAGUGUGACGAGCGAAUUAGUGGACAAGGAGACGACGAAGGAGGUCAGGUCGAAGGCUCAAACACACACGGACCAGGACCUUAAACAGCUCGAGUCUCUGAUGUACGACCGGUUCCUCGUCAAGUUGACAUCGACCCAAGUCCUGAUCGGGCCGUCAGUGGAGGAAACCAAACAGCAGCUGGUGGAAAAGGAUGACCGGCUCACGCUCCAUAUUGUCGACAAGAUCAAUGUCGACUUUGUCGUCGAGGCAUCGAUCCUUCCCAAAGCCCCCAACCUCACCAAAUUCAAGGUUUCCGGCCACAUGCCCGUUCUCCAGGUCAGCGCGUCGGACUCCAAGUACAAGACGAUGAUGCGCAUCAUCGAUGUUGCCAUACCCAAGCUUGGUGGGGAUCAGGACCAGCCUUCACGGGCGGGCACGCAACCCAAAAGACCCCGUGUUGAGAGCAACGCAUCUUCCGGAUCGCGUAGGCAAAGUGCGAGAAGAAUCUCUACGCAGUUGCUCCCGUUCAAAACACACCAGGAAGCCAUCAUCAUCGACGAUGACGACGACUUGGAUGACGAUGAUGAGUUUGAGGAUGCCAAAGACGGCUCCCCGGAUGAGCAACUGCGGGUACAGCAGCGCAUCUUCGAGUUCAAGUUCACCGUCGAUAAGCUUCGCGGCUCCCUCUACCGCAGCGAUCCCCAAAGGCAAAAACCGGAUCAGUUGCUUGUUGAGCUCGUCGCCGAGCAUUUUGGGGUCGAGUUCAACCUCAGGCCUUUUGACAUGGGCGCAGACGUUACCCUGGGAUCCGUGACGGUCGAUGACUUCGUCGAAAAUCCGCCAGCCGAGUUCAAGUCUAUCGUAUCAUCGGGCGAUGUCGAGGAUCGUAAACAAGCGAGGGACCUUGUGCAUGUCAAGUUCAUUAGAGUCAAGAAGGAGUCACCGGAGUUCAUGACCGUUUACGAGGGGGUCGAGACCAAUGUCGACGUCGCCAUCUCCACUAUCAACCUGGUGGUGACACGCAAGACCCUGCUCACCCUGCUUGACUUUAUUCUGCUCACGUUCACGAACAACCAGUCUGCUGCCGCCGCUCGCCAAAAGGCUAUUACGGACCAGGAGUCGGAGACGGAUAUCGAUGUUGAACCACCCUCACCGGUUCAGCAGCCCGAAGGCGGUGCCAUCAGAGUCAAGGUGGAUCUCAAAACUAUCAGACUGAUCCUUAAUAACGACGGCAUCCGGCUGGCCACCUUGUCCUUCAACCACGCCGACGUUGGUGUGUUCCUGCUCGGCCGAUCAAUGCGUGUUUCGACGAAGCUUGGCGACUUGAGCCUGGUGGACGAUGUUAAUUUGGGUGUUGCCGAGGACUCGAGUUUGCGCCAGCUCGUUACCAUCCAAGGCAACGAACUUGCCGAUUUCCGCUACGAGACCUUCGAUCCCUCGAAAUUCGAACAGUACCCAGGCUACGAUUCGUCCAUCUUCUUGCGGGCCGGAUCAGUCAAGGUGAACUUUGUCGAAGAGCCAUUCCGCAAGAUUGUCGACUUCCUCGUCAAAUUCGGCAAAAUGCAGGCCAUCUACAACGCCGCCCGCCAGGCCGCCGCCAACCAAGCCAAUCAGUUGCAGCAGAGCCAAAGCCGGAUCAAGUUCGAUGUUAUCGUCAAGACCCCCAUCGUCGUCUUCCCCCGCGCGGUGGUCCCAGAAAGACCUCAACGCGAUGUCAUUACGGCUUACCUGGGAGAGAUCUACGCUCAGAACAAGUUUGCGCCACUCGACGACUCGGAAGAUUCGGACAUCGCCAUGAAGCUCUCGGCCGGCAUCCGCAACAUCAGGCUGACGUCCAACUUCCAUUACAGUGAUGACCGCGAAGAAGAACUGGAACUCAUUGACCAUGUCGACCUUGGGUUCAACAUCACAUAUGCUGAGCACAGGCCCGGCGUGAAGCGGCCAGACCUCGAAGUGCAGAGCUCCAUGACAGAUUUUAAUCUCCGAAUCACUCCAUACCAACUUAACUCCCUCCUCGAGAUUUCAAGAUCGGCGCCUGCUGCAUUUUCUGGGGAUCUCGAACAGCACACCGCGGACGCCGAGAGGGAUGUCGACAAUGCCACCCUCCAGCGCGCCAGGACGAUGCCAGGCUAUGGGGGCAGUAAUACGAACGAGCAACUGAUAGACAUGAACCCCGAGCUUGGGACUCACGGGGAGGCCUGGACGAAGUUGGAUCUCAUCUUCACGGUCAACGAAAUCGGUUUGGAGUUGAUCAAUGCCCCGGAGAAUGCCCCCGUUGGCGAUGUCCAUGCCGCGAGCCUGUCGAAGUUCAGCCUCAACUCCAGCCGGUUGAAGACGCGGAUGGACUCCAACGGCAGCUUGGAAGCGGAAUUUGUCAUCCAAGCUUUUACAAUCCACGACACACGGCACCGCGAGACAAAUAAGUUCCGGCGCAUUAUGACGAGCGGCAAUACAAGCGUCGAGCAGCUCAUGGCCAGCAUUACCAUGUCUGGGGGCAAGGAUAGGAACAUCAUCGCAAUGAUUGCCAUCGAUAGCCCUCGCUUCAUUUUUGCUCUAGACUACCUUUUCGCCAUCCAGAAGUUCGUCACGGUUGGAACUCAGAGUACCGAGCCGGACGUUCCCGAGAAGAGUCCACUAGAAAGCCCCGAAGACAUGAGCGACGUGGAUUCUGUGCAAGCCAACCUCUCUGGGAGACGCUCGGAGAGUAGCAGCCGCCAGGCUAUCCAGCCCACCCCGGAGCAGACGCAAGAGAAGAAGAAUGGACCGAAAACGACGCUGGCCUACCGGGUUAACGUCGUCGAUGCCCAAGUGAUCCUGAUUGCCAACCCUUUGAGCACAAGCUCUGAGGCCAUCGUUCUAGGGACGAAGCAAGUGGUCUUUUCUCAGCAGCACGCACUCACCUUCCAAGUAUCCCAGUGCGGCAUGUUCCUUUGCCGCAUGGAUCGGUUUGACGACUCUCGCCUCAGAAUUAUCGACGACUUCUCUGUCCAAGUAUCGAUGGACAGCUCCCAACCAUCGACCACGAAAAUCCAUGCCGACAUCGAGCCCCUGAUUCUCCGCAUGUCGUUACGGGAUAUUCUUCUCGUGAUGCAGACAAUCACCAAGGCCUCCGAGCUAUCAGGCGGCACUCCGGUCGACACCGAUCACAAGGCAUCCGACCAAAAGGCGAAACAACUGAAGGCGCCCAACCUAAAACACAGGACGGGAAGCGGCAAGGUUUCAUCGACAGUGGCGGGGAGGACGAGGCGGACGAGCAAGAGUGCUGGCCACGUAUCUCAGAGAGGCGGGGUUCCACCUCCCCACGACAUCGUCAAGCCGCCCCCUCGACACGAGGAGCUUACCGUUGCCGUCGCCGGCGUCAGGGUCGUGCUUCUCGGGGACGUCCACGAGCUGCCAAUUCUUGAUAUGAGUGUCAAGAACUUCGCGGCCAGCGCCGAAAACUGGACGUCGAAUUUGAAGGCGGAAACCGCGCUCGAGAUGUACAUGAACAUUUACAACUUCGCCAAGUCUGCGUGGGAGCCUCUGAUCGAGCCUUGGCAAGUCGGCUUUGGGGGAGCUCGCGACCAGAAGACCGGUGUCACGUCGGUCGACGUGACAUCGAAGCGCAACUUCGAUAUCACCAUCACUACCGCUAGCAUUGCCCUACUCUCACAGUCUUUUGCCUUCUUCUCGCAGGAUCAAGACGUUCUCAGCAAGCCCCGCGGCGUUGAGGCUCCUUACCGCAUCCGCAACUACACCGGCUUCGACGUGAUCGUCAAUGCCAAGCGACAAAGCAGCGAAGAUGUAGCACUGCGUCUCACAGAUGGACAAGAGGUUCCGUGGAGCUUUGAGGACUGGGCAAAGCUGCGUGAGAGCCUAAUGGUCGCUGACGGUGCCGGUGCCAGUAACGUGUCUGUCCAACUCGACGGCAGUGGCUUUGACAUGGUCAAGAACAUCCGUCUGUCACGCGAGGGCGAGUUCCUCUAUGCCCUGAAGCCAAAGACGGACGGCGUUCUGCACAAACUCCUGGUUGAGGUCAAGCUAGGCACCGACAACGUCAAGUAUGUCACGCUGCGCAGUCCCCUGUUGGUGGAGAACGAGACCGAUCUCCCUGUCGAGCUGGGCGUGUAUGAUGCUCACGAGGGCCACCUGCUCAAGAUCGAGAAGAUCGCUCCCGGUGAGAGCAGGCCAGCACCCGUCGGAGCCGUCUACGAGAAGAGCCUGCUUGUUCGACCAGACCCUGGCUUCGGUUACGGAUGGAGCACGGAUACUCUGUGGUGGAAAGAUCUCCUCAGGCGGCCAACCAAGACAUUGGUGUGCAAGGGAGAGCAGGGUGACCCUUUCUACUUCCAAAUGUCUACACGCUGGGACAAGUCCAACCCGAUGACUAGGAAUUAUCCGUAUAUGCGUCUCAAGAUCUCUGCGCCUGUGACAUUGGAGAACCUGCUCCCCUACGACUUCAAGUACCGAAUCUACGAUAAGAGCACAAAGAAGGACUGCCCCGUUCAUGUGGUCGAGCUGUCUCAUCUCCUGCUCCUCAGCAUCGAUAUGCAGGAUACCCUGUUCAAGCCAAGCGAGUUUGCUAUCAUUAACGCCGGCCCGACGGAUGAUUUUAAGAAGGAAACACAUCUUGUGCUACAUUAUUUCCGCAUUCCCGAUGGCGGGGGUGCGUUCAAAGUCACCGUCUACAGCCCCUAUGUGGUCUUGAACAAAACAGGCCUUGACGUUAGCAUUCGCUCCAAGAGCUUCAUGCAACAUGCGAAGGCGGCGGCGGGGCAAGCACUCAUCGACGUUUCCGACGGAAACGAUCAAAAGGCGCAGCCGCUCAUGUUUUCGUUCAACAGCGAUGACCACAGGAACCGGGCCAUCCUCAAGGCCGGCGAUUCGGAAUGGAGCAAACCGCAGAGUUUUGAUGCCAUCGGAAGCACGUCCGAGGUUGUGCUCGAUUCCACCGGGAAGAAUGCCGAGAUCCACGUCGGUGUCACGGUCGACUCAGGGCUGGGCAAGUACAAGAUGGUGAAGACGAACAAGCUUGGCGACGACAUCAACAUCCGCGAACCCAGCUCCUCGAGUUUGAUGUCCCUCAAGACUGGCGCGUUUAGGCCGCUGCAUUAUCUGCAUAGAGGUGCCGUCAAGCAGUUGUGCCUAUGCUACCCUGGAUUUGACAACCAAUGGACGGCACCUUUCAACAUUUCGGACCUUGGUGUCACGCAUCUCAAGAUUGCCAAGGCCGGUCAACGCCAGCGGCUGGUCCGGGUCGAGAUUCUCAUGGAGGACUCUACCAUAUUCUUGAAUCUGAGCAUGGAGCAGCGGAACUGGCCCUUCUCAAUGCGCAACGAGAGCGAUAUGGAGUUUACUUUUUAUCAGGUCAAUCCCAGCCUUGACGAGGACGAGGUCGAGGAUCGAUCGGGGUGGCGGGCUGUUAGGUACCGUCUCCCUCCACGCAGCAUCAUGCCGUACGCGUGGGAUUUCCCAGCGGCCAAGCACAGGGAGGUAUGCAUCAGUGCGUACAACAAAGAGCGGCAUGUGAAGCUCGCGGAAAUCGGUAAUUUGAUGCCCAUGAAAUUCAUCGGCACAAAUGGCCAAGCAAAGAUUAUCGACAUCAACGUGACCGCCGAAGGGCCCACGCAGUCGCUCAUCUUGUCCAACUUCAAACAGUCCAAGAGCCUUUACCGACAGCGGUCCAACGCAGGGUCGAGUAGCAGCCGGGAGGGUUUCGAAGCGAAGCAGCUCGAUACCAACACCAGCUUCAGCGCGCAGCUGCGGCUGUCCGGCAUUGGCGUCUCGCUGAUCAACUCGCAGCUCAAGGAAUUGGCGUACCUCACCUUCCGAGAUGUCCAGCUUCGCUACAGCGACUCACCCAUGUACCAGACGGUGAGCCUGGCCGUGAAGUGGAUCCAAAUCGACAACCAGCUCUAUGGCGGCAUCUUCCCGAUGAUUCUCUAUCCUAGUGUGGUUCCAAAGAGGGCACAGGAGAUCGAAGCACACCCCUCACUGCACGCCAUGGUCACGCGGGUCAAGGAUGACUCGUACGGUGUCGAGUACAUCAAGUACGCCACCGUCCUUCUCCAAGAGAUGACGGUGGAACUUGACGAGGACUUCAUCUACGCCGUCCUGGAAUUCUCCAAGAUCCCCGGAGCUUCCUGGUCGUCGACGGCGGAAGAGGAUAAGCUGUGCGAUGACAACAUCGACAUUCCGCAGCCGAAGCAGCAGCAGGCAGGCAGGGACAUCUACUUUGAGGUCCUCAACAUCCAACCAAUGCAGUUGGAUCUCUCGUUUGUACGAACAGAGAGAGUCAAUGUGGAGGACAAGACCUCGUCCAAGAACCCAGUCAUGUUCUUCUUUAACGUCAUGACCAUGGCUCUCGGCAACAUCAAUGACGCGCCAGUCAGAUUUAACGCAUUGAUGCUGGAGAAUGUGCGAGUCUCCAUACCAGUGCUCGUACAGAACAUCUCGAACCACUACAGCCAGGAGGCGCUGUACCAGAUUCACAAGAUUUUGGGCAGCGCUGACUUCCUCGGCAACCCGGUGGGGCUGUUCAACAACAUCAGUUCGGGCUUUGCCGAUAUCUUUUACGAGCCAUACCAGGGCCUCAUCAUGUCCGACAAGCCAGAGGACUUUGGCUUGGGCCUCGCCCGCGGCGCCGGGUCCUUCUUCAAGAAAUCCGUCUACGGGUUCAGCGACUCCUUCUCCAAAGUCACGGGUAGCUUCGCCAAGGGCCUCGCGGCGGCAACGAUGGACAAACAAUUCCAAGACCGGCGGCGCAUCACACGGGCGCGCAACCGACCGAAACAUGCCCUCUUCGGGGUCACAGCGGGCGCCAACAGCCUCUUCACCUCGGUCGCAUCUGGCGUCGGCGGCCUCGCCCGCAAACCGCUCGAGGGUGCCGAGCAGGAGGGUGCCCUCGGCUUCUUCAAGGGAAUCGGCAAGGGCGUGGUCGGGCUAGCGACCAAGCCGGCAAUCGGCGGGGUGCGCAACACGACAACCGUCUUCGACGGCUCCGAGCUCGACCGCGUGCGGCUGCCGCGCUACAUACCCGCCGACGGCGUGGUGCGGCCGUACUCGCAGCGCGAGGCGCUCGGCCAGAGCUGGCUCAAGCAGGUCGACAACGGCAAGUACUUUGACGAGGCCUACAUCGCCCACCUCGAGCUCCCCACCGAGGACAUGGUCGUCAUGGUCACCUACGCCCGCAUCCUCCUCAUCCGCAGCCGCCGGCUGCAGACUGAGUGGGAUGUUCCGCUGAAGGAUGUGCAGACGAUCGCCAAGGAGCGGACUGGUCUCAGUUUGACGCUUCGUGGUGGUGCCAACGGGCCGUUUAUCCCCAUCGGCCAGGAGAGUGGGCGCACGUUUAUCUACCGCAUGGUGGCGGUUGCUGUGGAGGAGUUUAAUCGGCGGUUUAAGGGGUUGGAGUAGGGUGCUGACUUUGUGGGGCAGGCGGGAGGAAGGGUGAAGUGGUGGAGGCGGGGUUGGAAGAGGCGGGCUGGUUGAGAAACGGGUUGCUUUGCUGGGGUGGCUUGGCUUUGCUUUGUGG
Molecule: messenger RNA, 9822 nt
Organism: Chaetomium fimeti
Lineage: Eukaryota; Fungi; Ascomycota; Sordariomycetes; Sordariales; Chaetomiaceae
Exons: 6
Coding region: 213-9704 (3163 amino acids)
Biological process (GO): protein targeting to vacuole; late endosome to vacuole transport; protein retention in Golgi apparatus
Cellular component (GO): extrinsic component of membrane
Source: RefSeq, a predicted model, not a curated record